GGACCGCGCACUGACAGGGAGGAUAAUCGCAGGUGGUUAGCUUGGUUACAAUCUGCAGACUCGAGGCGACAGAGGCAGGUGUUCGUCUGUGUGUGAGCGGAGCUUUAAUCCCACCCAGUGACGUCACACACUCUCCUCUCUCGCGGAUCCACACUGUGUUGUGUUUUCUUUCUUCCUCCUCGUCCAUGAUGCGCUCCCGUGUUUGGUUCGUCGCCAGUUGCGCUCGCAUCCUGCGCGCGCUGCUGCUGCUGCUGCUGCUGAUGGACGGAGCGACAGGACAGAGAGCGUGCAGUGAGACAGACUACUACUACGAGUACACAGAGUGUGACAGUACUGGAUCUCGGUGGAGAGUGGCCAUCCCACACAGAGCCGGUGCCUGCACUGGACUCCCGGAGCCCGUACGUGGCACAAAGUGCACCUUCUCAUGUAAGUCCGGGGAGUUCCUGGAGAUGUCGGCUCAGCAGUGCAUGAAGUGCGCGGCAGGAAGCUACUCCCUCGGCAGCGGCGUCCGCUUCGACCAAUGGGAUUCCAUGCCCAGUGGAUUCAGCAGCCUGGCGACGUCGCUGGAGAACGCUCCCCGCGGAGAAGACCGACUCACCUGCAACAGCUCCUCCUGGACACCUCAGGGAAACUACCUGGAGUCCAACAGGGACGAAUGCACGGUGUCGCUCAUCUACGCCGUCCAUCUGAAGAAACAAGGCUCCGUCAGCUUUGAGUACCAGUAUCCAGACAACAACCUGCUCUUUGAGUUCUUUAUCCAGAAUGACCAGUGUCAGGAGAUGGAUCAGUCCACUGACGCCAAGUGGCUCAAACUCACCAGUCACGGUGAAUGGGCGACACACACCGUGAACCUGAAGUCUGGGACCAACAUCCUGUACUGGAGGACAGGAGGUGUCCUGAUGGGGACAAAAGUGGUGAAACCUGUCUUGCUGAAAAACAUCCAAAUAGAAGGAGUCGCCUACACGUCAGAGUGUUUUCUGUGCAAACCGGGGACGUUCAGUCGCGUCCCAGGCUCGUCCACGUGCGAACCCUGCCCUCGGGACACCUUCUCGGGUCACGGCGCCAGCUCCUGCACUCCCUGUGACACCAGCAUUCAGUAUGCAGCGGAGGGAUCAGCGAUGUGUAAGGACAGACCUCCGUGUUCGUCCAAGGACUAUUUCCAGAUCCACACAGCGUGUGACAAUGAAGGCAAGACGCAGGUCAUUUAUACGUGGAUUGAGCCUAAGAUCUGUCUGGAGGCUGCGACCGGAGCUGUGACGUUACCUGCAGGUGGGACGCGAGAGCCGUGCCCCCCGUGUAACCCUGGUUUCUAUAACAAUGACACAGCCACCUGCUCGCCCUGCCCACCUGGGACCUUCUCUGAUGGACUCAAAGCGUGUCAGCAGUGUCCGGCAGGGACUGAACCCACCCUCGGUUAUGAGUAUAAAUGGUGGAAUAUUCUUCCUGCCAACAUGAAGACUUCCUGUUUCAACGUGGGCAACUCCAAGUGUGACAGCAUGAAUGGUUGGGAAGUGGCGGGUGAUCACGUUCAGAGCGGAGCCGGGAGCUCAGAUAACGAUUACCUCAUCCUCAACAUCCAUGUUCCUGGAUUCAAGCUCCCCACGUCGAUGUCGAGCCACUCUGCCACAGAGUUCGGCCGCGUCACGUUUGAAUUUGAGACUUCGUGCAAGGCUGACUGUGAGCUCUACUUCAUGAUGGACGUAAACAGGAAGAGCACCACUGUAGUGGAGUCAUGGGAGGGAACUAAAAGCAGACAGACGUACACACACGUCAUGACCAAGAACGCCUCGGUUUCCUACACGUGGGCUUUCCAGAGGACCAACCAACCUUCAGAUCUGCGUCAGCACGUCGCUGACGUGGCACGGAUCUACUCCAUCUCGGUGAGUAACGCCGUGGACGGCGUGUCCUCCGCCUGCAGGGCUUGCGCCCUCAGCACCCAGACGUCCAGCUCCACCUGCGUGCCUUGCCCACCCGGACAUUAUAUCGACGCGCUCAGCAACCAGUGCACAGAGUGUCCGCGGAACACGUACCUCGUCUCUCAUGCCACGCCGGGCCCUGACGCCUGCAGACCCUGUGGACCUGCCAGCAGGAGUGACAAGGACCACGGUUUAUGUUACAGUGACUGUCACUUCACCCACACAGAGGGCAACGCCACUCUGACCUUUGACUUCAGCCUCAUGGGGUCUGUAGGAUCGCUGAUGAACGGUCCAAGCUUUACCUCCAAAGGCACCAAAUACUUCCACAACUUCAACAUCAGCCUGUGUGGAGGACAGGGUCAUCUGGCCGUGUGCACGGACAACGUCACAGACUUGUCCCUCACCGAGCACCAGGCGGAGAAAGGUGAAGGAGCCUCUGCCGUCAAGACCUUCAUCUGUCAGUCCACCAUCAUCCCGGCCAGUGGGCGGAGUUUCCACACAGCGCUGUCAUCACAGUCCAUCAACCUGGCUGACACAUUUCUUGGAGCAACAGUCAGUACUACACUUGGUGAAAUAAAGGCUGCACCAGAGCUGUUCCCCCAGACCUCGAAGAAAGUCCCCGAUGUGAACUUCUACUACAAGUCUUUAGAAACGACCUCUUCAUGCGAGUCUGGUCGCAGUGCCGUGGUCACGCUUCGCUGUAACCCAGAGAAGAGCUCUAGAGGAGAGCUCUCAGUUCCCAGUCAGUGUCCUGCAGGAACAUGCGACGGCUGCACGUUCCAUUUCUUAUGGGAGAGCUCAGGGGCUUGUCCCACAUGCACACGCAGAGACUACCAUCAGAUAGAAGGAGCCUGCAAGGGAGGACACCAGGAUCUGCUGUAUGUGUGGACUGAACCAAAGCUGUGCAUGGGGGGUGUGACGUUGCCGGAGAAGAAAAGUCUGCCAUGUGAGGGUAUGGAGUUCUGGAUACAUCUCGGUGCAGGUCUGGGAGCCUUCACCGCAGUGCUGCUCAUCUCCAUCACCUGCUACUUCUGGAAGAAGAAUAAACGGCUGGAGUAUAAGUAUUCCCGGUUAGUGAUGUCUGCCAAUAAGGAGUGCGACAUGCCAGGGGCCGACAGCUGUGCUGUGAUGGAGGGAGAGAACGAGGGAGACAUAGAGGACGAAGUCGUCUACACAAAACCUUCUCUGCUUGGCAAACUCAAAGCCAUAGCCUCCAAGGGAAACGGUGAGAUGUACGAAAACGUGCAGCUGAACUCAUCCCAUUCCAAAGCACUAGUGUGGAGCUAGGAGAUGUGGUGAAGUGAGUGCUGACCCUGGAGAGACUUCACCACUGAUGGACCCUCACCACCC
Messenger RNA from Solea senegalensis (Senegalese sole), 3266 nucleotides. It is a transcript of the gene elapor2a, whose product is annotated as endosome-lysosome associated apoptosis and autophagy regulator family member 2a. The record is from RefSeq and is a predicted model, not a curated record. The transcript has 22 exons. The coding region runs from base 186 to 3203 and encodes 1005 amino acids. Gene Ontology annotation, biological process: positive regulation of BMP signaling pathway. NCBI's taxonomy places the organism in Eukaryota, Metazoa, Chordata, Actinopteri, Pleuronectiformes, Soleidae.